This is a messenger RNA of Neolamprologus brichardi, 1236 nucleotides long. The record is from RefSeq and is a predicted model, not a curated record. Lineage: Eukaryota; Metazoa; Chordata; Actinopteri; Cichliformes; Cichlidae.
AAUUCAGGAAGUACUAUAGUUUGCUGCAAAUGUAGCCCACACAGGAAGCUUGACACAGUUGCCAUUGAAACACACCCCCAUGUGUGAAAUGUAACUCCUAUUGAACAGAGGCAUGACUUGACAUAACACAGCAGCUCAUGCUGUGACACGAGGAGUUGCCAGAUUUCGGUGGAGAAAGGAUUUCAAGUCAUGUCUUCGCAAAAUGCAAAGAAAAAGCGACUUGGGUCACGACGAGUGGCACCAAGCCAAAAGGAAGUACCUAAGGCUGAUGAGUACCACUUAACAGAAGCUUCCUCUGUGGCACAAGGCUACGCAGCAGACGAAAGUACUGAAUCUUUAAAUGUUUUAUCCAGCCGAGAGGAUUCUAAACCAGAAACUCGACAUCCACCUUCAGCAGAGGUCACAUUUAACCGGAGAAAAUUUGGGUCUAAUCGGAGCAGUAAAGGAAAGCAGUUGGUAAAUGAUUUAGAAACUGAACCUUACCUCAACCCUGGAAAGGAACUUGAGGAAAAAAGCAGGGGUAAUGAAACCUUUGAAACAAUACAAACGCCACGAGCAGUGGAACUUAAACAGCAGGAAGAAUUCGGUCAAGGAAGUGGUCAUGUGUCUGCACUAGCUAAGGACUGUUCAGAAAGUACACAUGAUAAAAAUUCUGAGGGUGAAAUGGAAAUGUUAACUCCUGAAAUCAAUAAUCUGCAAGAGUGCAACCCUUGUAGAAAUGAAAUCAAGCUUGAAGAGAUUGACAAAUCUGACAUACAAAGUGAAGAAAUCAAAGAAAACAUGCAUCCUGUGGCUCAACAGUCAUCCAGUGACAUGCCACAUGAGGAGCCUUCAACUGUGUAUUCUGUAGCAAAAAUACAAAGUACAGAAAGAGAUGACAAGAAGAUGCUCAGGCAGGAUGGAAGGUUACAGGGUAACAACUUGGUAAAUGAGUCACAUGUAGAAUUUGAAGCUUUAGAGGCAGUCACACCAAACAUAACCACAGAUAAAAACAGCCCAGAACAAAAUAUUGAAGUCGUGUGCAGUGCUGAGCAGGAAACAUUUUCAUCAUCAAAAGAGAAGUUGACUGCAAAUGAGGAUCCUUGUAGCUUAUCUGAAGUUAGAGAAGCAUGGCAAUCAGAAAGUGCUAUGAAUAAAAUACAUGAAGUGAACAUUACGCCCAUAGAAAUACAGGACAUGUACCAAAAUCAGUACUCCUCUAAAAUUCAGGAACCCAACAGCAACAAGCCAUCCUGA